Messenger RNA from Striga asiatica, 987 nucleotides. The record is from the annotation of a GenBank genome assembly. NCBI's taxonomy places the organism in Eukaryota, Viridiplantae, Streptophyta, Magnoliopsida, Lamiales, Orobanchaceae.
AUGAAGUUCAACCCACGCGUUUCCUCCUCCCGCCGCAAGAGCCGAAAGGCCCACUUCACGGCGCCGUCGAGUGUCCGCCGCGUCAUCAUGAGCGCGCCGCUCUCCAGCGACCUCCGGUCCAAGUACAACGUCCGAUCGAUGCCGGUCCGCAAGGACGACGAGGUGCAGGUUGUCCGGGGAACCUACAAGGGCCGCGAGGGAAAGGUCGUUCAGGUAUACCGCAAGAAGUGGGUAAUCCACAUAGAGCGCAUCACCCGCGAGAAGGUGAACGGAUCCACCGUCAAUGUCGGCAUCCACCCCUCAAAAGUCGUCAUCACCAAGCUCCGCCUCGACAAGGACCGCAAGUCCCUGCUCGAGCGCAAGGCCAAGGGGCGCGCCGCGGCCGACAAGGACAAGGGGACCAAAAUGUCCGGGUGUGCGAGAUCUGCUCCUCCACGAUCGAGACCACGAGACGCGACGUCGGGUCAGCGCGAAGAAGAAGAAAAACCUGACUUGCUCCGUCCUGAGGUGCCGACGAGUGUUAACAGUAGAAGCAGCCAAGGGAAAAUGAAGUUCAACCCACGCGUGUCCUCCUCCCGCCGCAAGAGCCGAAAGGCCCACUUCACGGCGCCGUCGAGUGUUCGCCGCGUCAUCAUGAGCGCGCCGCUCUCCAGCGACCUCCGGUCCAAGUACAAUGUUCGAUCGAUGCCGGUCCGCAAGGACGACGAGGUGCAGGUUGUCCGGGGAACCUACAAGGGCCGCGAGGGAAAGGUCGUUCAGGUCUACCGCAAGAAGUGGGUAAUCCACAUAGAGCGCAUCACCCGCGAGAAGGUGAACGGAUCCACCGUCAAUGUAGGCAUCCACCCCUCAAAGGUCGUUAUCACCAAGCUCCGCCUCGACAAGGACCGCAAGUCCCUGCUCGAGCGCAAGGCCAAGGGGCGCGCCGCGGCCGACAAGGACAAGGGGACCAAGUUCACCGCCGAGGAUAUCAUGCAGACCAUAGAUUAA